CUGAGACUGUACCGGGGUGCGGGGGAACCGCCUCGAGGCGGGAGGCGCGGCGGCCGAGGCGUGUCUGCACUGGUCGCCUGAACAAGGCGGACCAUGACUGUGCCUUCGGUGGCGUCUCUCGCCGGACCGCUCUUCCCGAGGUUUCUCUAAGCCAUUCCCUGGUGGAACCGCUCUCAGAUUUUGUCCACAGGUGCUUGUGGAAAAGAUGGCUGAUAUUAACCUCAAAGAAGUAACCUUAAUAAUAGGCGUAGUUGCUGCUUGCUAUUGGAACAGCCUCUUUUGUGGUUUUGUUUUUGAUGAUGUGUCAGCAAUACUGGAUAAUAAAGACGUGCAUCCAUCUACACCUUUAAAAACUUUAUUUCAGAAUGAUUUCUGGGGAACCCCUAUGUCUGAAGAGAGAAGCCACAAGUCUUACCGUCCCUUAACAGUAUUGACAUUUCGCUUAAAUUAUUGGUUUAGUGAACUGAAACCUAUGUCAUAUCAUCUCCUAAAUAUGAUUUUUCAUGCUGUGGUUAGUGUGAUAUUUCUUAAAGUCUGCAAACUCUUUCUGGAUAACCGGAGUAGUGUGAUUGCUUCUUUACUUUUUGCAGUGCACCCAAUACACACAGAAGCAGUAACAGGUGUUGUAGGAAGAGCAGAACUUUUGUCAUCUAUCUUUUUUCUAGCUGCAUUUUUGUCAUAUACCAAAUCAAAAGGACCAGAUAAUUCCAUAGUGUGGACUCCUAUCGCGUUGACAGUGUUUUUAGUGGCCGUUGCAACACUGUGUAAAGAGCAGGGAAUAACAGUUGUGGGAAUUUGCUGUGUGUAUGAAGUAUUUAUUGCCCAGGGGUAUACUUUGCCAUUAUUAUGUACUACUGCUGGACAGUUUCUUCGCGGAAAGGGUAGUAUUCCAUUUUCUAUGCUGCAGACACUAAUAAAACUCAUUGCUUUGAUGUUCAGUACACUAUUACUUGUUGUGAUUAGAGUCCAGGUUAUUCAAUCCCAACUUCCAGUAUUCACCAGGUUUGAUAACCCAGCUGCUGUAAGCCCAACUCCUACAAGGCAGCUAACUUUUAACUACCUCCUUCCUGUGAAUGCUUGGCUUUUGUUAAAUCCUUCAGAGCUCUGCUGCGAUUGGACCAUGGGAACAAUACCACUUAUAGAGUCAUUUCUAGAUAUUCGAAAUCUUGCCACAUUUAUUUUUUUUUGCUUUUUGGGGGCUUUGGGAGUAUUCGGUGUCAGGUACCCUGGUAAUUCCUCCAAGACUGUUUUAAUGGCACUUUGUUUAAUGGCAUUACCGUUUAUUCCUGCAUCAAACCUUUUUUUCCCAGUUGGAUUUGUUGUUGCUGAGAGAGUAUUAUAUGUUCCUAGCAUGGGGUUCUGUAUUUUGGUAGCCCAUGGAUGGCAGAAAAUAUCAAACAAAAGUGUAUUAAAAAAGUUAUCCUGGGUUUGUCUGUCUAUGGUGAUACUCACUCAUGCCUUAAAAACACUCCAUAGAAAUUGGGAUUGGGAGUCUGAAUAUACGCUGUUUAUGUCAGCCUUGAAGGUAAAUAAAAAUAAUGCCAAAUUAUGGAAUAAUGUGGGUCAUGCUCUGGAAAAUGAAAAGAACUUUGAGAGAGCUUUGAAAUACUUCUUACAGGCUACCCAUGUUCAGCCAGAUGAUAUUGGUGCCCACAUGAAUGUAGGAAGAACUUAUAAAAAUUUAAAUAGAACCAAAGCAGCUGAAGAAUCUUAUAUGACGGCUAAGUCGCUGAUGCCUCAAAUUAUUCCUGGUAAAAAAUAUGCAGCCAGAAUUGCACCUAACCACUUAAAUGUUUACAUUAAUCUGGCCAACCUGAUACGAGCAAAUGAGUCCCGACUGGAAGAAGCGGAUCAGCUGUACCGACAAGCAAUAAGCAUGAGACCCGACUUCAAGCAGGCUUACAUUAGCAGAGGAGAAUUGCUUUUAAAAAUGAAUAAACCUGUCAAAGCAAAAGAAGCAUAUCUUAAAGCACUAGAGCUGGACAAAAACAAUGCAGAUCUUUGGUACAACUUGGCGAUUGUUCAUAUUGAACUUAAAGAACCAAAUGAAGCCCUAAAAAACUUUAAUCAUGCUUUAGAACUAAAUCCAAAGCAUAAGCUAGCGUUAUUCAAUUCUGCUAUAUUAAUGCAAGAAUCAGGUGAGGUUAAACUCAGACCUGAAGCUAGAAAACGACUUCUAAGCUAUGUAAAUGAGGAGCCUCUAGAUGCUAAUGGUUAUUUCAAUCUAGGAAUGCUUGCCAUGGAUGACAAAAAGGACACUGAAGCAGAGAUGUGGAUGAAGAAAGCCAUAAAAUUACAAGCCGAUUUCAGAAGUGCUCUGUUUAAUCUGGCUCUCCUGUAUUCUCAGACUGCAAAGGAAUUAAUGGCUUUGCCAAUCUUGGAAGAGUUACUCAGAUACCAUCCUGAUCAUAUCAAAGGUCUCAUUUUAAAAGGAGACAUUCUGAUGAAUCAAAAGAAAGAUAUACUUGGAGCAAAAAAAUGUUUUGAAAAGAUUUUGGAGAUGGAUCCAAGCAAUGUGCAAGGAAAACACAAUCUUUGUGUUGUUUAUUUUGAAGAGAAGGACUUAUUAAAAGCUGAAAGAUGCCUGGUUGAAACAUUGGCAUUAGCACCACAUGAAGAAUAUAUUCAACGCCACUUGAAUAUAGUCAGGGAUAAAAUUUCUUCAUCUAGUUUUGUAGAACAGCCAGUAUUCCCAGCUGGUAAGACUUCAGGUAUAGAAGGAGACAAAAUUCCAACUGAAAAUGAAAAAGAAAUCAAAAGUAAACCCAGACCCACACAGAUAAUAAAAACAAGUAAUAAUAAAAGUCAGUCGAAAUCCAACAAACAGUUAGGAAAAAAUACAGACAAAGAAACACCCCACAAAACAACAAAAGAAAUCAAAGAAAUUGAGAAGAAAAGAGUUGCUGCUUUAAAAAGACUAGAAGAGAUUGAACGUAUUUUAAAUGGUGAAUAGCAUUACCCUUUAUCACGUGACAGUGGUUUCAAAGAACUUCAGUCUGUAUCAUGUGAUUACUUAUACUGAGAGCUUUGAAAAAUAGCAAGGAUACUAGCAGUCUAUCAUAAGCUGCCUCUACGUAGGAUCAAAAUAAGAUUUUCAUUAAAGACCCUUUCAUUACCCCAGGGUAUGUAUUAUAUAUGACAGUAGUUUUUAGAGUUUUGGUGACUAUAGCAGAAAUUACAGGUGGCAAAUUUGUAUCUUUUCUUAUAGAAGGAAGAUCCUUUCAGCAGAAUAAUAUUGAUUACCCUCAGUUAAAAAUAAUCUGAGGCCUGAAUGGUAAUCCCAUGGGGGCAGAUCCAACAUGUGCUGGUUUAUGCUGUGAAUUCAUAUUUAUUAGCUAACUUCAUUUUUCCUUUAACUAUUGGAAUUUGACUAUGGAUUUGAAAACAUUUAUUGAACACAUUCUUUUUCUUCAGUAACCUUCUAUUUCCAAGGGACUUUGCACUACAAAAGAAUACUGGCUGGCUUUCUUUAUGUUGUAUUCUUUUUUUGAUUUUUAGAAGAAACGCCAGAUUAAACAUUUUAAAAUAAGUCAUAUGACAUGUUAGCUUAAGAAUGUAUUUUCAUAACUGUGUGCCUGUCCUUAACUUCACUCUAAAUGGCAAUUUUUAA
Messenger RNA from Eubalaena glacialis (North Atlantic right whale), 3610 nucleotides. RefSeq names its product transmembrane O-mannosyltransferase targeting cadherins 3 (gene TMTC3). The transcript is spliced from 14 exons. Lineage: Eukaryota; Metazoa; Chordata; Mammalia; Artiodactyla; Balaenidae. Gene Ontology annotation, cellular component: endoplasmic reticulum. Gene Ontology annotation, biological process: protein O-linked glycosylation via mannose. Gene Ontology annotation, molecular function: mannosyltransferase activity; protein binding. The record is from RefSeq and is a predicted model, not a curated record. Bases 206 to 2953 code for a protein of 915 amino acids.